Molecule: messenger RNA, 969 nt
Organism: Funneliformis caledonium
Lineage: Eukaryota; Fungi; Glomeromycota; Glomeromycetes; Glomerales; Glomeraceae
Source: the annotation of a GenBank genome assembly
AUGAAUCACUCGAGCGGUUCAUCAGUACAAAUUGAAAUCUUCCCACCUGAAAAUAUGAAAAAUAAAAGAUUUUAUACAAAAGAAGCAAAAUUAUUGAACUUGACCCUCCUUGUGAUAUACCACCGGAAUCAUGGUAUUUUUUGUUUUGUGGUAGGUGACGACCUUGAGAGGUCCUUUGAAGUUACAGGCGACGACAAAAUGACCAUAUCGAAACUCAGAGAAAUAAUCUAUGAGAAGAAUAAGAACGAUUAUAAAAGUAUUAAUGCCAGAAACUUGGAUCUAUGGAAGGUGGAUAUUCCUGGUGAUACAGCGAACGUUAAACUGAAAACACUUCAAAGCAGAUCCCGUGAUGUGGAUAAAGAAAAUAUUUCUAUACAAGAAAUCGAGGUGAAAAGUUGUCUCCAUUUAGUGAUUUUGGCGACAUCUUUAAAUCAAGGGCUCAUUGACAUAUCUCGUAAGAUUACAGACCUUGGUUAUCUGCCUCGACAAGAUGGUCUUGGUGAUCUUGUGUCUUGUCUGGCCAAAAGACUUGAGGAGAAGAGGGUGAUUCUUGUCCAGGCUCCUCCCUAUUCUGGCAAAACUUCAUUAUCCAAAUUAUUGGAGAAUUACUUAGUAGUUAACUCUUCAAAACUACUCGGAGUAUUAAGGGUUUCAUUAGCCCUGCUAUUGCUAUGGGGUCUUUCUGUGGGAAAGAAUUGCGAAUAUGAUACAUUUUGUGAGGUGUGGGAGAAGAUUGUCGGUGUAGAAUGGUGUGAAUGGGUAGGACAAUGUCGAAAAGUUCCAUCUAUUUUAAUAAUAGACGAAGCUCAGAAGAUCUAUAAGGAUAUGAAUGAAGCUGAUGAAAGUAUGAAGAAUACAGGAACUGCAAUUGCAUUUUGGGAUACCAUUAAAAUGUGCCUUCAAUGGUCAAACCUUAGCGUCAUUAUGUUUGCCGCAUAUGGAUAUAAUACCAACUUGUAUUAUCAGUAA